ACGAUUACGCCCAACAGCCCACUUGAGCAAUUUGCCAUUCUCCCAUUGAUUCCUAUGAAUAUAGGAAACUUGUAUUUCUCAUUCACAAAUCCAUCUUUGUUUAUGCUGCUAACUCUCAGUUUGGUCCUACUUCUGGUUCAUUUUGUUACUAAAAACGGAGGAGGAAACUCAGUACCAAAUGCUUGGCAAUCCCUGGUAGAGCUUAUUUAUGAUUUCGUGCCGAACCUGGUAAACGAGCAAAUAGGUGGUCUUUCCGGAAAUGUUAAACAAAAGUUUUUCCCUCGCAUCUCGGUCACUUUUACUUUUUCGUUAUUUCGUAAUCCCCAGGGUAUGAUACCUUAUAGCUUCACAGUUACAAGUCAUUUUCUCAUUACUUUGGGUCUCUCAUUCUCUAUUUUUAUUGGCAUUACUAUAGUGGGAUUUCAAAGAAAUGGGCUUCAUUUUUUAAGCUUAUCAUUACCCGCAGGAGUCCCACUGCCGUUAGCACCUUUUUUAGUACUCCUUGAGCUAAUUCCUCAUUGUUUUCGCGCAUUAAGCUCAGGAAUACGUUUAUUUGCUAAUAUGAUGGCCGGUCAUAGUUCAGUAAAGAUUUUAAGUGGGUUCGCUUGGACUAUGCUAUGUAUGAAUGAUAUUUUCUUUUUUAUAGGAGAUCCUGGUCCUUUAUUUAUAGUUCUUGCAUUAACCGGUCCGGAAUUAGGUGUAGCUAUAUCACAAGCUCAUGUUUCUACGAUCUCAAUCUGUAUUUACUUGAAUGAUGCUACAAAUCUCCAUCAA
Ziziphus jujuba (common jujube) is the source of this 774-nucleotide messenger RNA. The record is from the annotation of a RefSeq genome assembly. Lineage: Eukaryota; Viridiplantae; Streptophyta; Magnoliopsida; Rosales; Rhamnaceae.